Ilyonectria robusta is the source of this 2884-nucleotide messenger RNA. RefSeq lists its product as uncharacterized. The record is from RefSeq and is a predicted model, not a curated record. The coding region runs from base 126 to 2450 and encodes 774 amino acids. NCBI's taxonomy places the organism in Eukaryota, Fungi, Ascomycota, Sordariomycetes, Hypocreales, Nectriaceae. The transcript has 4 exons.
AAACAAACCAGGCCACGGGCGCAUUGCACGACACUUGCGGCACGACCCAAUCGCAGCGCCCCAUUUUUCCGACUUAAUUCCAUUACCAUUUUUGCGCCAGCAGCUGUGCUUUAACGUCGGCGACGAUGGCUCCAGGCACGCGACGCGCGAAUCGCAGCGGAUACGCCGACCACGACGACUUCGAAGGUCUCCCAGUGCGACAAUGGCGCCACGAUUGGGUCAACGUCGCGCCGCCGCCUCAGCAGGAACAACAGCAGCAGAACGACAUCUGGUCGAUCGACGUCAUCCACGGCAUGCCGAAGGACUCGCACCUUCUACCGACGCAUAGCCAGGAAUUACUCCUCGCCGCGCGAUCCGGUCGACUCUACAAGCGUCCCGCGCCAGUUGAGGAGGAAGAGGCUGACCCCGAAGCGAUCCCGGAGAAGCCAGAGAAGAAGGAGGAAGACGACAGCGCCAAGGGAUACAGCAUCAAACUCUGGAAGCAGAUUCCCCGGAAUGUCGAGGCCCCAGCCGUCUCGCACUUGGCCAAGCGACGAAAGAACACCGUGACCAUCGCCAGCAAGACAAUCGAGGACAAGCCGACUGUAACCAGGGUGACUGUGAGAAAGGUUGAUGUUGCGGCACCUCAGAACGCAAGGAAACGACCAAAUCCACCGAAGAGAAAGUCGAGGGCUGGUCCUGGCCGAGGCAAGAAGAGGGGAAGGAUUCCUCUUCUUGGUGCAGGACAGCCAGUGGCUGCUGCGGUCCCGAUAAAUGGCGCCGCGGCUCCUGCUGCAGUCAAGCCCGAGCCGACUGGCGACAACGGCAUCAAGCAAGAAAGCGAAGAUAACGCCAACCACGAUAGCGAAAUGGCCGAUGGCGACGACGACGAUGACGACAACGACGACGACGAGGGAGAAGACGGCAACGAAAACGAGGAUGGUGACGAAGGCGCUGAGACACCAGCCGAAAGCACUCAGCACGGAAGUACAAACGGCGACGGCGACAAGGCUCAGGAUCAUGAAAUGGCAGACGCUGUGCCCGCUGUUGAAACGUCCUCGUUUGAUCCUCCAGAUGUUGAGAUGGGAGGUAACGAGGUUCCAUCAGAGCCACAGGCACCUCCCAACCCUCUCAGCCUAGCCCCUCCUCCUCCUCCUCUCAACCUGACCCCCAGCAUGUCAAAGCUUGAGGGAAGCCCACUUAAGAAUGUCAUUAUGCCCUCUCCCACAACGGAGGUUCCUCCGGAUGUCUCACUGGAUAACACAUUCACCACGGAGCCCGUUGUCGAGAACGUCAAAGCCCCUGAGGCUACGCCAAUCGUGGAGCCGGUCACGACUGAGCCUCCUUCAGCUGCCGCAGAAGAAGCACCCGAGACUACUCCCGACGCCAUCGCCCCUAAGGACGAGUCUCCCAAGGAGGACACGUUGCUGCCUCCUCCGCACGAGCAAGUCGGUAAUAUCGCCACCACUCCCACUGCUGAAGACUCGGGUAGCACCGUUGCAGACAGUGCAGAGAUUCCCAUCGAGGAGGUCGAAACAGGAGAAGAAGCAAUCCUAGAGAAUCCACCCCUAGAGCAGGACGAUAUCACUAUGACCGAGGACGCCAUUAAGCAAGAGGAUUCCGCGCCUGCCAGCAUUGCCAUGUCUGAGCCCGCAGAGCUCCCUCCUGUCGAGCCCGAAGCAGUCGAAGACAUCAUGGAAACUGAUGUACUUGCUGAGGCGCCCGCCGAGCCCACCCCCGAAGAGGCAAAGCCCGCUUCGCCUCUGAAGGAAGAGACUCCUGUGGUUGCCGAUGCCGCUGAGGAGCCUGACUUGCUUGGUGGAUUACUUGGUGAGCUGGACCGUCAGGUCGAUGAGAAGAUGGAGAUGGAGUUGGAGUUGGAGAUGGAAACUCUGGUGUCUGAGCCAGCCGUCGAACCUGCUGCUGAACCAACCCCUGAACCUAUCCCUGAGCUUGCCCUCGAAGCUACUCCUGAGUCUGCUCCUGAGGCUGUCCCUGAGGCCGCCCCUGAGAUUAUCGAGCCUGUCGUCAAGUCUAUCUUCGAGCUUGUCGCCGAAUCUGCCGUUGAGCCUGAGGUCGAGCCUGUGGUCGAGUCUGUGGACGAGCCUGUCGUCGAUAUUCCCCUUGAACCCGCCGUCGAACCCGCCGUCGAACUAGUCGUCGAACCAGUCGUCGAACCGGUCAUUGAACCCGCCGCUGAGCCUGCUGCCGACGCUGCUCCCGAACUCACUGCCGAACUCGCCACCGAGCCGGCUCCUGAGCCUGUACUUGAAUUUGCUCCCGAGCCUGUACCUGCAUCGACCGAACCUUCAGAGGCCCCCGUGCCGGAGGCAGAACCCUCUGAGAAGAAGGUAGAAGAGCCUAUCCCGGAGGUACCCGUGCCCGAGAUCUCCCCCUCAGAAAUCCCCGCAGCAGAUCCACCCGUCGAGGCACCACCUGCAGAGAAGAAGGAGGAUAAUCUGGCGUCUUAAGCGUCUUUGUGUUGGGAACUGGGAGGAGUACGUUUGAGAGUUUGAGUGGAUUUCGUCAAGACAAUUGUUUUGGAUAGACAGAUGGUCAGGAUUGUUGGGGUCAAUCUUUUGGUUGGAUGCUUCGUUGUUUUUUGUUUGCUCUGGGCUGUGCAGUACGGAGAAUGGACUGGGUGGGCGUUUUUGUACAACAGAAUCUUGCUAUGGGAGAGGAUCCUGGGUAGAGUUCAGUGAAUGAACGGCCGUUUUGCUGGUUUAAACUAAGUGUUUCUAUUCGUCAUGUGUGUAUAAACUCAUUCUCUACUGGCAGUCUUGCUUUCAAGACGUGGGAAUGGUGCUGUCGUUGGUCGAUUUCGGACUCCUUGUCCAUCCACAUUCUGCACCGCCGUGCUCGUUCCGACGCUUGCAUCUCCGGCUCCGUUGUCUAUCUCCGGCAG